UUCCACCCCGUCGUCAGGCUGGACAUAGUUAGCCAUAUGACAGCGAGCCGCUCACUAAGAGCCGCUGUGUUUGAUUAAACUGGUUAACUGGUUCGCCUCAUUGAUGACUGUCUAGAUCGUAAAAGGCUGACGCGUCAACUGAGCGCAUCCGCAGCGCGAAUCCUCUGAUUAUUGAUCAGUUUCAGCGCCUGGAGGGCGAUGUUUACCUCUCAGACCUCCUCCUUCCAGGAGUCUAUAGAUGUGGAGGAGAAGGACGCGGACUUCGACAGUGAGGAACUGACCGCCUACAGUCCGAAGACCCAGCACAUCAGCUCUUACUACUCCAUAUAUUACUAUCAGAACACCAGAUCUGAGUCUUCUGAAGAAAAUGUAGCCUGGAGCCAAAGACGGGCCGACUCCACUACCAGUCAGGAUGACUUUAGCCUGACCCUGCUGGACUCCAGCCUGCCCGCCGAGGCGGAGCCCGAGCUGCGAAGCUACAUCUCCCGCAGGCUGAGUAAAGGAGCCCUGCUGGGGGGAAUGGGCAACAUCGCCACGGUGGAGCUCAGUGUUCCUGAGCAGGCGGUGGGCUGCUACUGCUGUCUCCUGGAGCAGGAGAGGUCUCCAGAACAGCCAGAGGCAGACGGCAACGGCUGGGUGGUCUGCCUCCUCGGGGGCUCAGAGAAGGGCCUGAACUUGUUCAGAAUUGAGCUGGAUAAAUACGUCCAAGGCCUGCAGAGCAGCCUGACUCCAGAAAUGCAGAAUCUGGAGUCGGAGGUCCGGCCGUACCUGAGCCGCUGGUACGAGGAGUCAGUCAUGCACAUCCACAGAGUGGUGCAGCUGGUCCAGACUAACAUCAGCUAUCUCCUCUACGCCGCUUUGAGUCACACUCAUGUAGAGGUCACCGGAGCAGAUGAGAGGACCAAGACAGAUGUGGCGAGGUUCAUUAAAGCGGCGAGUCUGCAGGGUCUGGUGCAGGAGGAGCCUUCAACAGCCUCUCUGUGCAAAACCGUCUCUGAAGACUCGCCCACUGACCUGCUGAUCGACUGCGCCAGCAGCCCUCCAGCUUUCACCAACGCAGUGAGCAACCGCUUCUGUGAUGACUGGAUUCAGGCGUUCAUCAACGCAGCCGAGCGCUUUAACCCGUUCCUUCUGCGCCAGAUCCUGGAGAACUUCAAACUCAAGGCCAUCCAGGACAUGAACAACCUGAAGCGGUUUAUCCGGCAGGCUGAGAUGAGCCACUAUGCGCUGUUCCGCUGCUGUCUCUUCCUGCAGAGCUGUGGGAACGGAGACGUUUUGCUGCAGAACGCUCGGGCCGAGCACAGCGGCCUGCCCGAGGCCUGCAGCAUCAUCCGCGUUCUGGAGGAGUUCCUCGCCGAACAGGCUGUGGGCACGGUGCAGUAACACCUCGCAGCCUGCGGGGGGCCGCAGAGGGUUACUACCAGAGUGCACGGCCCAUUACACUGAGUUGCUAGUUUAGGUACACCUGAUAUCUGCCACUCUUAUAGUGGUCACUUUGCAGUGAUGGACAGGAUGGAUACAUUGUGCAGCCAUAGAUGUGCUGUGGUCGGCAACUUUACCUAAUAAGUGUGCUUAUAUGAUCUAGGGCUGGGCAAUAUGACAAAUAUAUAUCGUUAUCAUGAUAAAUUAUGUCACAAUACACUUAGAACACUGACCAGCUGCAUGUUUCAUUAUAAAGAGAGCAAAAUUAGUCCCGUUUAACUGGAUUUAGUGCCCAAAUAUUGAUAAAAAAUCACUGUGUUCACAGUUUUUGAUAGUAUUUUUAAAAAUGUAGCACUACUUUCUCUUUUUUCUCUGGUCCAACUGAUCAGAUAAACAUUGACAUAUCGUGUAUCAUGAAAAGUUCUUGAAGUAUCGCAAUAUUGGAAUUUUGCCAUAUCGCCCAGCUCAAAUGUGUUCAAUGAGUGCAUGUUGUAAUAAACUGGCAACUCAGUGUAUUUAUGAGGGGCAUUUUGAUGAAGGACCAUUUAGGGUCCACACGUUCCUCGUUUACACCUGGCUGUUUCAUGUGGCUUCAUGUAUCUGGAUGAGAUUUAAACCACAUGCUUUUACAUUUGGUUAUCAAAUGCGUCUCCAGUUAGUCCGAUUGAAACCUGAUUGCUUUGUGGCACAUAAUAUGCAAAUCAGCUCAUACAACAACCAAUCGCCUGUGGUUUAUUCGUUUUCUUGCGCCGGCUUUACACCCACGUUUACAGGAAGACGGCUGUUUAGAAUGAGCAGCCUCUCUGAUGAGUCGUCACAGUCGUGAACCACGUGCUAAAAUGGUGAAUAACGAUGAGACGAGGUGACGGUUAAUCAAACUAGAGCUUUAUUUUAACGAGCCUGGGCUGCUGAAGACUCCUGACUUAAACUGAACUGAAGGAGCAGCGGCGUCUCUGGUUAGUGGGGCCAGUCCAGUGGGUGGAGUUUUACCUUUAUGCAGAACAGGGGGAGGAGUCACAGUGCUAGGAGGGUUUUGAUGGUCAGAGGCAGAUGUAUUAACACUUGUAUAACGUCAGGCGGCGCUUUGAUUAAUUUAAAUGUGGUUUAAACAGGUGCACUCACACCUGAAUUUACGCUUGUUGAGUGGUUAUCAAAAAAGCUUAUAGUUGAGUUGCAGAACAGCUGCAGGAUAACAGUUAGACAGAUAAUCAGUUUUAUAGCUGUCAAUUACAGUUUAAAACUCUAAUUACAACCAAAAUAUAUGUUGUUAAAUGCUGUUGUUAUGACAGUAGUGACACAGCUGGAAGCACCGGUCCUGGAGUAUAAACACUUCUCUGCUGUACGAUGAUCGUUUGUUGACUUAUUCUAUAACAGUUAUUAACAGUUCUUCCUUUUUAUGUUUAACUAUCACCCAGACAAAGAAAGCUGGAACCUAAACAGCUCCGAUUUCUUGCUGUGUUUCAUCACCUGCGUUCCAAACUGCAAAACAGUGCACUCACUACUGAGGAGGUGAAGUAUGCUCUCUAAAAGAUG
Molecule: messenger RNA, 2955 nt
Organism: Colossoma macropomum (tambaqui)
Lineage: Eukaryota; Metazoa; Chordata; Actinopteri; Characiformes; Serrasalmidae
Gene: cunh17orf75
Product: chromosome unknown C17orf75 homolog
Exons: 10
Coding region: 199-1383 (394 amino acids)
Cellular component (GO): trans-Golgi network
Source: RefSeq, a predicted model, not a curated record